AUGCCUGAGCUCAAGCGCCACGCCGGUGUCCAGGACAGCCACGAAGGCAGCAAGUCCAGCUACCCUCCUCCUGCUCGUGUCCAGGGCAAGGACGGCCACCCCAAGCCUCACAUCGGUCCCGACUUUGCUGCCUACAAGGCCGAAUGGGAGAAGUCGGUUGGCCCCGACGCUGACAAGUGGUGGGGCCAGAAGGCGCGCGAGUGCCUCGACUGGUUCUCCGACUUCAAGACUGUCUUUGCUGGUGGCUUUGAGGCCGGCGACAUCCAGUGGUUCCCUGAGGGCACUCUCAACGCCGCCUACAACUGUGUUGACCGCCACUACUACAAGAACCCCGACAAGGUCGCCAUCAUCUACGAGGCUGACGAGCCGUCCGACUCGCGUGAGAUCACCUACCGUGAGCUCUUCCACGAGGUCUGCCGUGUCGCCAAUGUCCUCCGCUCGUGGGGCGUCAAGAGGGGCGACGCCGUCUCGGUCUACCUCCCCAUGACCUGGCAGGCUGUUGUCGCCUUCCUCGCCUGUGCCCGUAUUGGUGCGGUCCACUCUGCCGUCUUUGCCGGUUUCUCUGCCGAGUCGCUCCGUGACCGUGUCAACGACUGCGAGUGCAAGGUCCUUAUCACCACCGACGAGGGUCGCCGUGGUGGCAAGACCAUUGCCACUAAGGCAAUUGUCGACGCCGCCCUCGCUCAGUGCCCGCUUAUCGAGAAGGUGCUUGUUCUUCGCCGCACUGGCUCCAAGGUUCCUAUGACUGAGGGCCGUGACUUCUGGUGGGACGAGGAGGCCGAGAAGCUCUCCUCUUACUCUGUUUGCGAGCACAUGAACUCGGAGGACCCCCUCUUCAUUCUCUACACCUCGGGCUCCACUGGUAAGCCCAAGGGUGUCGUCCACUCGACCGCUGGCUACCUCCUCGGCGGCUACCUCACUGUCAAGUACGUCUUCGACUUGCACCCAGACGACCGCUUCGCCUGCAUGGCCGACGUUGGAUGGAUUACUGGCCACACCUACAUUGUCUACGGCCCUCUCUGCUUGGGUGUCACUACCACUGUCUUCGAGUCGACUCCUGUCUACCCUACCGCUUCGCGCUACUGGGACGCUGUUGACAAGUGGAAGCUUACCCAGCUUUACACUGCUCCCACCGCCAUCCGUCUCCUCCGCCGCAUGGGCGAGGACGCCGUUAAGAACCACGACCUCUCUUCGCUCCGUGUUCUCGGCACGGUCGGUGAGCCGAUUAACCCGGAGGCGUGGCACUGGUACAACGACCACGCUGGCCGCGGCCAGUGCGCCAUUGUCGACACCUACUGGAUGACCGAGACCGGUUCGCACAUGGUCACCCCCCUCCCCGGUGCCAUUGCGACCAAGCCCGGUUCGGCCACCUUCCCCUUCUUCGGUGUCGACGUCGACAUUCUCGACCCCACCAACGGCAAGGUCCUCGAGGGCGGUGACGUCGAGGGUGUCCUCGCCGCCAAGCGACCCUGGCCCGCUAUCGCGCGUACCAUCUACCGUGACCACAAGCGCUACCUCGAGACCUACAUGAAGCCCUACCCCGGCUACUUCUUCUUCGGCGACGGUGCUGCUCGCGACGAGGACGGUUACCUCUGGAUCAAGGGCCGUGUCGACGACGUCAUCAACGUGUCGGGCCACCGUCUCUCGACCGCCGAGGUCGAAUCGGCGCUCAUCCUCCACAAGGGUGUCUCUGAGACUGCCGUCGUCGGCUGCCCCGACGAGCUCACUGGCCAGGCCGUCUACGCCUUUGUCCAGAUGAAGCCCGAGUUUGACAUCAAGGCGACGUCGGUUGACGCUCUCACCAAGGAGCUCGCCAUCCAGGUCCGCAAGGUCAUUGGUCCCUUUGCCGCUCCCAAGCGCAUCUUCCUCGUCUCGGACCUUCCCAAGACUCGCUCGGGCAAGAUCAUGCGCCGUAUUCUCCGCAAGAUCUGCUCGAAGGAGGCUGACUCCCUUGGAGACCUCUCGUCGAUGGAGAAGCCCGAGAUUGUCGACUCCCUCACCGACCAGGUCUACAAGGCCAUGGGCUGGAAGUAA
Messenger RNA from Cutaneotrichosporon cavernicola, 2034 nucleotides. RefSeq lists its product as uncharacterized. The coding region runs from base 1 to 2034 and encodes 677 amino acids. NCBI's taxonomy places the organism in Eukaryota, Fungi, Basidiomycota, Tremellomycetes, Trichosporonales, Trichosporonaceae. Gene Ontology annotation, molecular function: acetyl-CoA synthetase activity; AMP binding. Gene Ontology annotation, cellular component: cytosol. The transcript is spliced from 3 exons. The record is from RefSeq and is a predicted model, not a curated record.